AGAUGGCGGCCAUUUCGAAGCAAGAGUACCUCAAACGUUAUUUGUCAAAUUCUGAAGGUGCGAAAAAGAAAAAGAAGAAAAGGAUCCCUAAAACGGCGUCCAAACAUCCAACUUCUAUCAUAGUGGAUGACGAUAUAACUGUCAGAGAUAUCAAAAUCCGAGAUUCCGCGCAAGAAACGAACGAGUUCGAAGGCGAAGUCGAUGAAGCUCCGGCCGUUUAUGAGGAGGAUGGCGUCACAAAAAUAUCACUUGAAACAUUCAAAAAGCGGGAAGAAGAUAAGAAAACAAAGUGGGCGCCAAUUAGCCUAGAAUCACAAUCAGUAUUUCAUACGGAGGCAGGAAAAAGACCAAAUUCUAAUAGUAACAAUUCGACACCAAGAAUGACAAGCAGAGACGGAGAGGACACUCCAGAUUUGUCUCCUCGAAGGAGUGGAGUGCUGUUCGACCCUGAUCAAUCGCCACCCGGGAAAAAAGACAGAGCCCCUCCACGUAGCUCGGUAAGGGACUUGUCAUCAGACGGGAGGAGAGAUGUCUCUAGUGAGGGAGGCCAUAGUCCUCCGAGAGCCAGACGAAGAAGACACGAUUCUGGUGAUUCGCUCCCAGAGCAAACACAUAGUCACAGUCCCGACUUAUCACCCUCUAGACAAUCACGGUUACAGGCAAGUCCUGACAGAUCCCUUAGGAGGAGAGUUAGAAAUGACUCCCCUGACGUAUCCCCUCCCCACUCAGGAUUGAAUGGAGACUCAGACCAGUCACCUCCCAGGAAAAGAAUGAACAAUGAUUCUGAUCAGUCACCUCCAAGGAAGCAUGCAAAUAGUGAUUCAGAUCAAUCGCCGCCAAGAAGACAAAAUAGAUCCGAAAGAAGAAGUACAAGAAGUGACAGUUCAAAACAAAGGAGACAAAAUGAACCAGGAUUAGAAAGAAUGUCAAGUGGUUAGUACAAGUUUAUGGCUUAUAUUUUCUGGUCCACUUAUUAAGGAGGUGCAUGCUAGGGAUAUACAUGUACUUGUUUGCACAACUGGCAAAUUUCUGUGGCAGAGUCAUUUAUGUAAGAACAUGUUUCCUGUGCCUUUUAAUAGCAUGUGAACUCAGAAUUUCAAAGCCUAGUGGUGGAGAUAACAGUCAGUCAUUGCACAUUGUCUGACCAGAUUCUUGAAGAUGUCCAACUAAUUUUACAUUAUGAUCUGAUGUAAUAACCGAACAUCAAAAUGACUUGUGAAUCUGACAUGAGAUAAUUUUCUGAAAAGCUUCGGGUGCAUUGCUUUGAAAUGACAUAUAUGUAGCUCUGCCUCAAGAGAUCACUCGGAUCAUGCUGCAUUAAAAGAACCGUUAAAUCCCUAUCCAGAGUGGAUUCAUCAGUUCCUUUG
Orbicella faveolata is the source of this 1367-nucleotide messenger RNA. RefSeq lists its product as uncharacterized. Gene Ontology annotation, molecular function: RNA binding. The record is from RefSeq and is a predicted model, not a curated record. NCBI's taxonomy places the organism in Eukaryota, Metazoa, Cnidaria, Anthozoa, Scleractinia, Merulinidae. Gene Ontology annotation, cellular component: RES complex; U2-type spliceosomal complex. Gene Ontology annotation, biological process: mRNA splicing, via spliceosome.